AUGGUUUGGAAGGAAACCUGCAAAUUUGGAAUUCAUACCGGUCGAACGCUAAGAAAACCUUGGGAGACAGUUUCUUCAGGCGAUCGUGGGUUUCUGACAAAAACCGUCGCCAACACAAACAUUAAUUUCACUGAUAAAGACAUCAAUAGAUAUCUGAAGAAGUUCCACGUCCAGGACGGCCUAGAUGAUGAAGAAGUGGCGAAACAAAGCCGUAAUCAUCGACGCUGGGGUUUUGGACGAGGGUUUUCCGACGACUCGGUGUUGUAUGCCAUUGGCAAGCGAAAGAGGUGGCUCCUGCCGGGGAUUUUAACAAAGGAAAUCUCCGAGGAUUAUGACAGUGAAAAUGAUUACAAGGCAGUGCUUGUGGAAAGGCUGUCAGUAAAUAGUUCUUUGUACGGUCCUUCUCCUCUACUGAGACGUGGCGAUUGCAAAGCUGUGGUGGACGGUGAAGAGUUUCGGAAACCGAAACGACGAAAGUUCGCGCACGUCGGCGAUUUACGGAAAGAAACUAAUAAAACCGAAAUCGUUUACGAAGUGAAUCAUACCGAACCGUCGUUAAUCUGGCCAAGCUUCAUACAGCACAAUGGCAAAUGGAGAGAAAGUCGACCUGGAAAGGCACAGUGUAAAACAAAAGGAAAAAAGAACAAGAGGCGCACGUGGGGAGGGUACAAGAAAUUUGAGCUGAAGAGACAAGAAUGUGACUAUCAAGAAAGGAAAAUGUUUGAUUGCAAUGUUGAUAAAGACAUGAGAGAAGAAAAGUGGUCAGAGAGCCAUGAGCAGAGUUCAAAAGUUCAUGAACAUAACCUAAACUUUGACAUUGAAAGUUACAUCACUAAGUCACCAACAGUUACAAGUAAUUGCCGCAAGAAUGUCAAGAAGCACAUGAGGAUUACUUCCAAUAAAAAUGAAAAGAUUUCAAAAGUGAACCCAGCUUCGUCACAUGCAGUCAUUCUGCAUGGGAAAGGAUCAGUAAUAUAUGUUGACCCACCAACCCCACAGCAUGGUUACCAUGACAACAGUAAUAUAGCAGAUUUUGACUCUGACAGUACUGGCUUGACAGCUCCCUUAACGGUUGAAAGAAUUGUUCCUAGUAAGGCAGUUUCCAUAAGUGUGGACAUUGACAGUGAAACACUUGAACCUCUGAAAAUGCAUGAACAGUUUGGAGAUACAUACCAGGAGGGUUCCUCUUUACCUCGGCGAUUCAGCAUUUGCCCCACAAAUCAACCCUCCAAGUUUGUCGUCACCUGCCAGCCUCACAAUGCUGAUGACAUAGGGUUUGCCACUGAAAAAGUCACUGUGACAGUUGUAAGUGAUGAACUGCCUUCCAAACAAUCACAGGAUUGCGAAGAGUUUUUGCGCAGUUGUUUUGGCAUUUCUUUGCAAGCGAGUGUAACUGGAGAGAAAUCAAGAAGCUAUGAGAUCAACACUGCUGAUCACAACCCAGGUUCUAAAACUAGAGUAGCUUUGAUGUCAUUUGAUUUACUGUGUGACAUCAACAAAUGGUCGUACAAAGUUUCUUCACCCAGCUUAGCAGUUGCUAAUAAUCUCCUCAGUAACCAUGGCAACCUUCAAACCAGUGACGCUAUGACCAGUGAAGACAACAACGCUAUCAUUCCUGAUGCUGUUCUGUGUGAAAUCUGUUGCUCUGAGUUUUAUCAUGACCCUUCUGAUGGUAAGUUUUUUUUUCUUCUUUUGGUCAUCUCUUUAAUAUUAUAACUGCAAGCAUCAGGAUUAUAUAGAGGCAGAAGGUGACGGGUAGAAGAUAAGAUAAACCUUCAGUUGUUAGAUACUGGUAUUUUGGCAUCGCUUUUUACAAUACACUGAACAUAUAUUUUUGAAAGUUCUUUUCUUCUAAUAGAUACCAUUGCUGUUGUAAACAAAACCACCUAGGGAACUUACAGUUCUCCAGAUUAACUAAACUGACUUUUAAGAUACUUGUAGAUCUCAGAGAUUAGGGGCAUUUCAAUAACUUUUUUUUUCUAAAGGAGUUCUUUAUGAGAAACAGUUCAACAGAAUUUCUCAGGUUAAACUUCAUUUGGGUAACUUUUUUUUUUCCAAGAUGCGUACGUAAUAAUAAUAUUAAUACUGAUAAUAAUUUAUGGUUGUAGUGUUUCUCAAGUACACUGUAUGGACCUUUCCCAGAUUCCACACUAGCAGGCACUCACAACUUUAGUGGCAGGAGUAUUAGAUGCAAAAACAGUCCAUUCAACUCAGGCUCUUUGUUAGCGUCACAUUUCUUAUGGCAAUGUCUUCUUUUUAAUCCUAUCUUAUGCUUCCUUUUUUGCCCUUAGAAACUGUACCUUCCAGCUUUUCUUGUACUGCCUUGAAGUCCUGUGAACACUGGUUUUGUAAUGAGUGUUGGAAGUCCUAUCUGUCUGCUGAAAUAAACCAAGGAAAAACAAACUUCAAAUGUCCAAGCUCUGACUGUGACACUUCAGUUGAUGACAUCACCAUAAUGGCACUCCUACCAGAAAGAUUUCUGCGGUUUUCAACAAUGAGGCAAGAGAAAUAUGUGGAGACCAGUACCUCUUGGAAGUGGUGCCCAGGAGACAAGUGUAGGUUGGCUGUCAUGGCAACACAAGUCACCAAAAACCAAGAUGGAAUUGUUCUAAUGCCAGUAAGCUGCCAUUGUGGUCAAAGCUGGUGUUUUGGAUGUCAGUCGGAGCCUCACUGGCCAGCUUCAUGCGCGGAGGCAGCACUUUUCCACUCUAAGACAGAAACCUAUGCAAAGUUGGUCAGAAAUAAUACUGGUGGAAUUACUUCAGUUAGUGUUAAAAAAUGCCCUCACUGUAGCUACCCCAUUGAAAAGAACCAUGGAUGCCCUCAUAUGUCUUGUAUCAUGUGCACAGGGGAGUUCUGUUGGACAUGCCUUGGGCACUGGGACAAACACGGAUGGGGUGGUGACUGCAGCAAGCAACUGAAGGAAGAAGAAGAGGUGGAGCUGAUAGACGAUGUGGGGUCGACGAGGUUUAAUUAUCACUCUCGAGUUGCCAUAGCUCAUCGAAUCAAAAGAGCUGCUCCUGUGUUGUACACAAAGUAUCGUAUGGUUAAGAAACUACAAGAAUCACUGGACAGAGAACACCUCGAAAGCACACUCAAGUCUGUCACAUCAGCUACCAGUUUGUUUUUGAGCUUGUACAGUGCUCAUGAUGUACCAAAGUACCUGAAAGCUUCAGCAGACUUGAAGUUUCAAGUUCACCUGGUCAUUGAGGGUGUGUCAAUCUUAAUGGCAGUUUCAAAAACAAAAAGUUAUCAUGGUAGCUUAAGACGGCGCAUCUCAACACUGUUGUUCAUUGUGGAUAGACUAGAAGUCAUGGCAAAUGGCAGGCACUUUUGCACAGACAUUGAUAAGAUACGGUUUCAGCGACUGUUUGACGCUGGAAAACACUGCAUUGACUGUAUUAGAAAAUUGUGCAUCAAAAUAUAUCGUAACUAAAGUAAAUUUCUCCAUGUGGUCAAUAAUGACCAUAAAACAAUAAGCAUUAAUCUGCUAGCCAGAGGAACUAUAUUUUGUUAUUAAUAUUGCAGUAAUGGUUCUACUGCAUUGCAGUUAUCGUUAAAAAAGUUUAUAUACUUGGACU
This is a messenger RNA of Porites lobata, 3581 nucleotides long. Lineage: Eukaryota; Metazoa; Cnidaria; Anthozoa; Scleractinia; Poritidae. The record is from the annotation of a GenBank genome assembly.